This is a messenger RNA of Penicillium chermesinum, 2640 nucleotides long. RefSeq lists its product as uncharacterized. The record is from RefSeq and is a predicted model, not a curated record. The transcript has 9 exons. Gene Ontology annotation, molecular function: FAD binding. Bases 1 to 2640 code for a protein of 879 amino acids. Lineage: Eukaryota; Fungi; Ascomycota; Eurotiomycetes; Eurotiales; Aspergillaceae.
AUGUCAAAGGACAAGUUUUCGCUUCAAGGUCGAACGGCGCUAGUGACCGGCGGUGCUCGAGGAUGUGGGCUAGCUUUUGCUCGAGGUCUAGCAGAAGCAGGGGCAAAUGUAGCCAUUUUUGACCUGAUUCCACCAGAAGAAGCUUUCAAAACAAUUGAAAAGGACUAUGGUGUUCGAACGGCUUAUUACAACGUCGAUGUUUCCUCUCAGGAAUCCCUCCAACGCGGCUUCGAGCAAUUUCAGAGAGAUUUCAAUAAUGCGCUCGAUAUCUGCGUUCCGUGCGCUGGAAUCAACCGCCAUCUUCCGUUCCUCGAAUUUACCUACAAAGACCACCACGACCUGCUAUCGAUCAAUGUGCUCGGGGUAUACUUUACUGCCCAGUUAGCAGCGAAACAAAUGAUCGCCAACGGAACCAAGCACGGAAGCAUUGUUCUGGUCGCCAGCAUGACAAGCCAUAUCGCUGUGCGAAGCCAGCUGUGCAGCGCAUACUGCGGAACCAAGGGGGCUGUGCGAUCAAUGUGCCCGGCCAUCGCAAAAGAGCUCGCAGAAUACGUGAGUGUGCGCGUCCUUCCCAUUUCCGAAUCUCAUCAUAACGCCGAGCAGGAUAUCCGAGUCAAUUCCAUCUCCCCUGGUUACGUCCGAACUGAAAUGACAGCCCCAUUUCCCCAUCUUCUCGAGGCCUGGAAAGAUGAAACAAUGAACGGACGGGUGGCCGAGCCAGAAGACAUGAUGGGCCCAUGUGUCUUCCUAGCUAGCGACGCGAGCGCGUACAUGACGGGGCAAGACAUUGUUGUAGAUGGGGGAGCGACCCGGUGUGUAGAUCAUGAAGGAUACAGCUUCAGCUGUCCAGCCGCCGUGACCACGGUAGUGGUGGUCGGUGCCGGACCGUCUGGUCUGAUGCUCGCGUGCAACCUUGCGCGCUUUGGGAUCGAUGUGGUCGUUCUCGACAACCGACCGGAUAAGACAUCCACAGGCAAAGCGGAUGGCAUGCAGCCUAAGACCAUUGAGACCUUUAAGCAGAUGCGUUUAGCAGAGCCGCUGCUGAAGAAAGCAGCUCGUGUUUACGAUAUUUCGUUUUGGCAAUCAACCGCAGACAAGCCACUCCACCGAACUGGCCGCCAAACCCACUACCCCGACCAUCUCGUUGGGGCAUCAGAUCCGUAUAUACUCCUAGCCCACCAAGGGAUGACCGAAGAGAUUCUGAUCGAUGAUAUGGAAGCCCGAGGUGUUUUCGUUACCCGCAACGCCGUUUUCUCAUCAUGCACCCAAGUCGUAGGCACAGGCCAGCUGGAUAUUACUUAUGAGGAUCUGUCGACGAACUCGGUGAAGAGCAUCCGUGCGGACUAUUUGGUUGGCUGUGAUGGUGCCCGGUCGAAGGUCCGAGACUUUAUCCCGGAUGCAGAGCUGGAAGGAGAAAUGACCAACGCAUCCUGGGGCGUACUAGAUGGCGUCAUCGAGACCGACUUUCCGGACCUCUGGAGUAAAGUGGCGGUUCGCUCCCAUAAGGCCGGCUCUAUUCUGUGGAUCCCUCGAGAACGGAAUAUGACACGUCUAUACGUUGAGCUUAGCGCAACAGACGGCGAACGAGUGGAUCGAGCAAAGGCGACCACCGAAUAUGUCAUACAGCGUGCGAGAGAGGCAAUGCAUCCCUUUAGCCUCACUUGGAAGAGCAUUGAAUGGUUUGGUAACUACGUUGUCGGACAACGGGUUGCGAAGCACUUUAUGGAUCCUGAAAAGCGCAUCUUCAUUGCCGGCGAUGCUGGACAUUGCCACUCCGCACUAGCUGCCCAAGGCGCCAACACGAGUAUGCAUGAUAGCUUCAAUCUCGCAUGGAAACUCAAUCUUGUGAUCCGUGGCCUUGCUAAGCCUUCUUUGCUAUCCACGUAUGAAGAAGAACGGCGCAAGAUUGCUAAUGACCUGAUUGAUUUCGAUGUCGAGCACUGUAAAGCUUUUGAACAGGGAGAAUCCGCAUUAGCGAGAAACUUCGACGAGAACAUCCGAUUUAUCUCAGGCGUGGGUGCUGAAUACUCUUCGGGAUUGUUAAGUCGUACCAAAGGCAUUGCCGAUACGCCCUUUCGACCUGGGUCAUUGCAGCUCCCGGGCAAAGUUACAAGAUAUGUCGAUGCUAAUCCCGUGGACAUUCAGAUUGAUAUUCCGCUGUUGAGCCAAUUCCGUGUCUACUUCUUUUGCCCAGAUGCCCGAAAAUCAUUGCAGUUCCUGCAUACUCUCUGUGAGGGUCUGUCAAGCCAGACUGGACUCGGAAAAGCCCUUGCUGGGGCCAAUCAGUCGUACGCUAAGAAACCUCGACGCUUGGCGCCGGUGGAUGAGUUCAUUUUGCCCCAGAGGUACACUGCGCUGUCCGAAGCCUUCACUUAUGCGAUGGUUACUCGUUCUCCCAGAUCGGCCUUUGAAAUUGCAGACUUACCACAAGUGCUUCAAGACAGCCGAUGGACAUUGUACCUGGAUGACGUAAACAGUCCUUCUAUCACAGACAGUUGGUUCGGACAAUUGGAUGGAAAGAAGGUUGGGAUUGUGAUUGUUCGUCCAGAUGGUUAUUGCGGAGCGAUUGAUACUUGGGAAUUAGACAGCGCAGAGCAAGCAGGGCGCUGGGUAGAAGACUACUUUUCAUUUAUGCUAUGA